Messenger RNA from Symbiodinium sp. CCMP2592, 1239 nucleotides. Lineage: Eukaryota; Dinophyceae; Suessiales; Symbiodiniaceae. The record is from the annotation of a GenBank genome assembly.
AUGAAGCGUCCUGCCGCCCAGAGUACUUCAAGGAUCUUCCGCUCCCAUCUCUUCAGAUGUUUGUGCAAAGGAAACCUUGCAGAAGCUCACAAAGUCGACGCCACCCUCUACGGGAUGUCCGGUCCCGAGAAGGUCUCGGUUGUUACCGUCCGCUGUACCUCGUACUCCUGCAGAAGAACGUAUGGUCCCAAUUUCUACAUCGAGCAAAGUGAGAAGAUCAACACCCUACCAGAUGUAGAUGUUGCAGGGGAAGCCAUAUUUAUCAGUCCCAAGAUUGGCUUCACGGUGAAUUACCUUCGCUACCACAUGCUCUUGGAGUUCCGGGCUUUCGCUUCAGCUCGAGCAGCGCUCGAUGUGUAUAGCAGGGUAUACGACAUCGAGCACUGCAGUGGAGGGGGUCACUUCAGAGAUGUCCAUGGGUCCGCAAUCAUGUACUUCAUCGCUCUGACUGAGUAUCCGGCCGCAUCGAUCCCCAUGACUUUUGCCAUUGGUCACGAGGCCACCAGUCAAUCGGUUGAAGCCUACGAUCGCUACGUGCACAACCAUGCGUUCCCUCCGUCUAACAAGCGGAAGGUCACAGAGAUUGUGUGCGACGGCCAUGCUAAAGUGCAUGUGAAAUGCGGGGCCUUGGACAAGAAGCACCCCGGAAAGCCUCGGGCGAACGGCAAGCGGAAGCCCUAUGGCUACGGCUGGUUCAUGGCCGUCGAUCCUCGCACCUUACGAGUCCUCGGGGUUUCCUGCCUUCACCAGCCGGAGGGCAAUGAAGUGAUGGAUGGCAUCCUCACACGCCUCCUCCCCAAGUAUCCGCUCCUCGACGGCGUCGUCAUGGACAGGGCUUGUGCCUUCCUUCCUCACGCAAAGCGCACCAGGAAGUUUGCGCAGGUGGGCUAUUGGUGUGUGGACUAUUUCCACGGGGCCAAACACAGUGACCAAUGCCCUUGCAACCCCCAUCAUGUCCGUCGCCUGAACCGUCGCUUUGCUAGUGUAAACACUUCAGCAGCGGAGCAGGUCUUUUCGUGGUUCCGCCAGUAUGCUAGAGUUCUGAAUGAGCUCUCCCCGCACCGGCAUCAUCUCAAAGUCUUGGUGUUCUGUAAGCUGCAUAAUGAUGUGUGUCGACGCGGGCGGCCUGGCUACCUCAGCCAGUUUCCCUACAAACGUAAGAAAGUCUCAAAGGCAUACAGCUGUAGCAUGAAGUGCCAGAAGACUGCUCUCAAGAAGCGUCCGGCAUGCCGAGUAUGA